AUGGAGUAUAAGCACCAGUCCCCGGCCGCCGUCAAGGUGAAGCCGCGACUCAUCAUCCACGGCGGCGCCGGCAACAUCAAGCCGUCCAACCUCGCACCGCCAGAGUACGAGGCCUACCGCCGCGCCCUGCUGACCAUUAUCAGCAAGACGAGCGCCUACCAGACGACCCCGCUCCCGUCGUCGUCGACCGGCAAGCUCCCCUCGGCCCUGGACGCCGCGGCGCACGCCGUGUCGCUGCUGGAGGACAACCCGCUCUUCAACAGCGGUCACGGCGCCGUCUUCACGCGCGACGGCAUCAACGAGCUCGAGGCCUCCGUCAUGGUCUCGCGCGGGCUCAAGAAGCGCGGCGUCGGCGUCACGGGCCUGCGCCGCGUCCGGAACCCGAUCCUGCUGGCCAAGGCCCUUCUCGAGCACGGCGAGGAGGACCUCGGCGGCGACCCGGAGAGCAGCCGGCCCUCGUUCUCCUCGUCGUCGUCGCCGGUGCCCGCUCAGGGGCUCGACGUGCCGAGCGCGCAGGGCCACACGCUGCUCCACGGCGAGACGGCCGAGACGCUGGCGCGGCGGUACGGGCUCGAGAUCGUCGACCCGGCGUACUUCUUCACGCAGCGGCGGUGGGACGAGCACGUGCGCGCGCUCGAGAGGGAGAGGACCGGCGAGGCGGCGACCUGCACGUGGAGCGCCGAGGAGUUCCUGCCGCAGGGCACCGUGGGCGCCGUGGCGCUGGACGAGGACGGGGUCGUGUGCGCGGCGACGAGCACGGGCGGGCUGACGAACAAGCUGACGGGGCGGAUCGGGGACACCCCCGUCGUCGGGGCCGGGUUCUGGGCCGAGGAGUGGGCCGAGGAGGGGGAUCCGACGGCGGCGGCGAGGGGGCCGUUUGGCGUUGCGGGCCCGGCGGUGACGAUCUCGGAGAGUCUGAGGGGCCUGAUGGCGGACUGCCUCCCCUCGUUGGCGAUGUACAGCCCGUUGCCGACGGGGCUCGGACGAGGAGGCGCAGUGACGACGACGCGCGCGAUCGCGGCCUCGGGGACGGGCAACGGGGACUCGUUCAUGCGCGUGGCGGCGGGGCGGACCGUCGGCGCGGUUGCGCGGUGGAAGCCGCUCUCGGGCGCCGACGCCGUGUCCUUCGUGGCCGGGCCGGGCGGCGAGCUGCAGCGGAGCGCGGGGAACCGGUGGCGCGUCACGGGGGAGGGGGAGGGCGGCAUCAUCGGCAUCGAGGUCGUGGUGUCGCGCGACGCGGAGAGCGGCGGCGUCGUGGGCGCGCGGUCGGCGAUCCUGCAGGACUUCAACUGCAACGGCAUGUACCGGGCGUGGAUCGACGACGACGGCAAGGCGUACGCCAAGAUCUACCGCGGGGACGUGGAGGGCGUCGACGUCGGGGAGUUUUGCGAGAAGUGGUAA
Colletotrichum higginsianum IMI 349063 is the source of this 1401-nucleotide messenger RNA. RefSeq names its product asparaginase. The transcript is spliced from 2 exons. NCBI's taxonomy places the organism in Eukaryota, Fungi, Ascomycota, Sordariomycetes, Glomerellales, Glomerellaceae. Bases 1 to 1401 code for a protein of 466 amino acids. The record is from RefSeq and is a predicted model, not a curated record. Gene Ontology annotation, molecular function: hydrolase activity.